Coregonus sp. 'balchen' is the source of this 327-nucleotide messenger RNA. The record is from the annotation of a GenBank genome assembly. Lineage: Eukaryota; Metazoa; Chordata; Actinopteri; Salmoniformes; Salmonidae.
AUGGUGGCAAAACAGAGAAUACGCAUGGCCAACGAGAAACACAGCAAAAACAUCAUGCUGAGAGGCAAUGUGGCCAAAUCCAUGGCAAGUUUUGGGAUAAAAUCAAUCAAUAGUCAGUGAAGACUGUACUAGAUACAUUUAUAUUUGGUUUGAAAAUAAUAGCCUAGCUACUUGUUUGAAUGGUUUCAAAAUAUCUAAAAGUUUACUUUAACAUUUUGAUGUAUCUUGAUGUUGGUUUCUGAUCUAUUUCUGCAGAGAAAUCCAGGUGAUGACAAGGUGGCAGUGGGGUGGCUUCUGGCGUUAUUCAUCUUUGUCGUCUGCGGAUCA